UCCAAGAUGGCGGCGGCCGAGGCCUCCGCUUCGUUCCUAGGCCUGGGCCCCGGUUCCCGGGAUCCCGGGGUUGUCGCCGCUUCCCGGCGCCGUUCCCGAGGGCCUCGCAACCGGAAGAAGGCCUGGAAGCGGCUGUCGGGCCCCGAGGCGAGGCUGGGCCGCGAAAUCGCCGACUUCCUUGAAGAUGUGGCCUUGGAGCAGCGGACCACGGGGGGCCUCAUCUCAGAGCAACCGGACGAGGGCCUCUUCUUCCUGGACACCGGGAACGCCACCAAGGACAAGGGUGAGGAUUUGGGGAGCCGCCCCCCACUGAAGCCGCUCCACGUGGAUCUGGUUCUGCAGCCGCUUUCCAAGGUGCCGGCCCCCAAAGACAUCCUCGCCCACCAGAUCCCCAACGCCCGGAAGCUGCGGCGCCGCCGGGAAUUCUGGGCCAGGCAAGCGGAAAAGGGGCUGUUCCCGCGGGAAGAGCGGCGCUUCCGGAACCGCCUCCGCCGGGAUCCGCCCCCCUCCGCCGCAGCCCCGCCCCCCCACCUGGAGAAGGGGCGCUCGGACCCGCACAGGGAGUUCUAUGACCUAUGGGGGGCCCAUAACCCCCUGGACCAGGCACUGGUGGGGCAGGACCCAUGGUUCCUGCAACAGACCAAGAAGCUCAAGGUCAAGCGUCCCUCCCGGCUGCAGCCGCUCCCGGAGGUGCCGGCUCUGGAGGUCAUCGAUGGCGGCGGCUCCUAUAACCCAACCUUCGGGGAGCACCAGGCGCUGCUGCUGCGGGCGCACGAGGAGGAGCUGAGGAAGCAGCGAGCGGAGGAGAAGCUGGAGCGGAGGCUGCAGAUCCCAGCUGGGAUCCAGCUGCCCACUGCUGAGUCGGUGCUGCAGGAGCAGUGUGAGGGGCUCCUGGAGGAGGAAGAGGAAGAGGAGGAGCAGGAAGAGGAAGCGGAAGCGGAGCCUCGGGAAGCUCCCAGGGCACAGAAGGGGAAGAAGACGGAGCAGCAGCGGCGGAGGGAGAAGGAAGCGCGAGCACUGGCGCAGCGGCAGCGGCGGGAGGCGGCGGCCCGCAGCGCGCGGCAGGAGCUGUUCCGGCUGCGCGCGCUCCGCCGCCAGGUGGCGCGCUGGGAGGCGGAGCUACGGCGCAGGCGCGCGCUCAGGGCGGCCGCGCGCGCGGCGGGGAAGGCGCGGCCCCGGCGCGUGGGGAGGCUCCGGUACCAGGAGCCAGCUCUGGACGUGCAGCUCAGCCAUGAGCUCCCCGAGUCCCUGCGGGUGCUCAAGCCCGAAGGCAGCAUCCUCCGGGAUCGCUUCAAGAGCUUCCAGAAGCGGAACAUGAUCGAGCCAAGGGAAAGAGCCAAGUUCAAGCGCAAGUAUCGCCUCAAGUAUGUGGAGAAGAGGGCGUUCAGGGCCGUGACGUGA
Neopsephotus bourkii (Bourke's parrot) is the source of this 1401-nucleotide messenger RNA. RefSeq names its product NOP53 ribosome biogenesis factor (gene NOP53). Lineage: Eukaryota; Metazoa; Chordata; Aves; Psittaciformes; Psittacidae. The transcript is spliced from 12 exons. Gene Ontology annotation, cellular component: nucleolus. The record is from RefSeq and is a predicted model, not a curated record. Gene Ontology annotation, molecular function: 5S rRNA binding. Gene Ontology annotation, biological process: ribosomal large subunit assembly; rRNA processing. The coding region runs from base 7 to 1401 and encodes 464 amino acids.